This is a messenger RNA of Bombus impatiens (common eastern bumble bee), 653 nucleotides long. RefSeq lists its product as uncharacterized. Bases 1 to 591 code for a protein of 196 amino acids. NCBI's taxonomy places the organism in Eukaryota, Metazoa, Arthropoda, Insecta, Hymenoptera, Apidae. The transcript is spliced from 2 exons. The record is from RefSeq and is a predicted model, not a curated record.
AUGGGCAUCACCCUUGCACAUCGUUCUAAAGAAGGAUUCGACCUUGUGGCGACUAUCGGGCCCGCACCACUCCGGAUAGACGAGUUUUUAAUCACAUCCGAAAACGAAGAACAACACCACGAACACUGGCGGAUUUUGUUUAAACACCUUAACGAGUACGGGGUCGUAAUAUAUAUCGCGAAAUGUGAAUUCGACGUGAGCGAAAUAAAAUUCCUCGCCACUCCCGUAACGUCCGAUGACUUCAUCCUUACCAUCUGGGAAGGCCGGCUGCCGGUUCACGUGCAGCAUAUUCUGGACGCCAUGCAGGAUAAGAGCCCCGAAACGCUGACCCGGAUCGCCGGCAGCAUUUACGAAAUACACCCGGAACCAGGACAGGUUGUCGCGGUCAGCACAGACCGAAUGACUGCGGUAUCUAAUCCACCUGCACAAAACGUCGGAGCUAGUGAUUCUACCGCUGCUGCCAUCAGCGCGUUGAGAGAGCAGACGAUCCAGAUGCAAGCGCAAAUGAACGUGCUGCCCAUGGAUAACCGUCGACGACCGCGACCACAAUCACGCUCUCGUACGAGAUACCGCCGCCGUUCGAGAUCCUGAAACACGCUGCGACAAGAUGGUUUAGCUUUUACCACGCUACGUUUCGGGAACGCGCGAGAAAA